Molecule: messenger RNA, 6352 nt
Organism: Belonocnema kinseyi
Lineage: Eukaryota; Metazoa; Arthropoda; Insecta; Hymenoptera; Cynipidae
Gene: RhoGAP1A
Product: active breakpoint cluster region-related protein
Exons: 12
Coding region: 365-3661 (1098 amino acids)
Biological process (GO): positive regulation of GTPase activity; intracellular signal transduction
Cellular component (GO): membrane
Molecular function (GO): guanyl-nucleotide exchange factor activity; GTPase activator activity
Source: RefSeq, a predicted model, not a curated record
AGAACAGGAUAGAAGAUGUCGGUAAGAUGACAGCGCCCGUGUGACGCUCGUUCUCUCUCGUUUUUCGUGCCUUUUUAACAAAAUUCACGAAAAUUCUCAAUCCCGCUUCGUCCAUGGUGUCUUGUCUGAUCCUGGAAUUACCCUGAGUGCCGUGAGUGGUCGUCUUCCUCUGGAGUCUUGGAAUCUCCGUACUGUGCAAUUCUCUGUGGUUUUCUGUGAUUCUAGUGCGUGUAGGCGAUCGUCGUCAUCGCGCCUGUGCGAUUUCGUGUUUGCAAUGUACGCAGUUUCUAGUGUGUGAUUCUUUUCUCGAUUUUCUUCUAAAACCUGGAAAAACGGGGGAAAACUCACCCCUGGCUCAAGGGAUAUGAGCAUUUUCGGGGACUUCCAGCGAGUCUGGGUGCAAAGAUUCCCGGACAGCGCCCUGCCGGCCGCCUGGGAGGAAGACGUCAGGGCGAAUCUCGUUAAACAUCAGCACAAGGUCGCAGCUCUAAGGGAGGAAUUAGAAAAAGAGGAAUUUUACGUAGAAUAUCUUGAAAGGCUGUUGGCAGAUGUUGAGCGCCACAAGCAGUUGGCGAACAAUUCAGCCUCAUCGGCAGAGUCCAGAGCCUCCGGAACCGAGUCUCCAAGUCACAGCUUUCACACCGCGGAAAAUAGUCUCAACGAUUCUGCGAUUCAGGAUAGUGAAACCUUACCAACAGCCCUUCCAGUUCGGGAGGACAUCAGUACUCUACAGGAUAAGUGCGUUUCAGAAUUAAGUUCCACAUUGAAUUACCACCGGAGACCGAAGAGCGAAAUUCCCAGGAGUCCUGAGAAAGUGCCUGAGUUUAGGAGGAACAGCAACCCGGAUGUUCCGAGCAAUUACGUUACAGUAAUCGAAGUCACUGGAAGUUCCAAGAAGGAUAAAAACGAGGAAAGUGUUAAAGAAGAAGAUGAAAAAGAUUCUGAAAAAGCGACGAACGAAGAUGGAGACGGAGAUGGAGAUGGAGAAGAUGGAGACGCUGAAGCGUCAGAGGAGGAGCCUUACUAUGAUUCCGUACCUCUGGACCCAACUGGAGAAUAUGUUUACAUAGAUUCAAGAGUUCCAGUAGUUAGUAACAACAAUGGAAGCAAAGUUCCUGUGCGGAGGCCGCCUUCGCUUCCGGAAUCCCCUGGGAAUCAGAGUAACUACGUCAACAUCGACUACUUCAUCCAGUUCCUUAGACACAGGGCCGCAAUGGAUAGCGAAGAUGAGGAGGGUCCGAGUCCUGCUCCGCCGAUCCUCCUCAGGGCGCUAUCGACCGAUAAUGAAACCGGAAGCAGCGAUGCAGAGCCUUUGAGCUUGAGUGAAGGAAGUCUUGAAUCACCAACGCCGACGACUCCUAGAAGGCAAGAAAAGGGGAAAGAAAUAGAAGAUGACAGGACGUCGAUGGUCAAGUGCAUUGUUAAUUCCGUUGUCGAGAGCGAAACCAUUUAUGUCGAAUGUCUCAAUGUUAUGUUGCAGUACAUGAAGGCAAUUAGGGCGACUCUGACAACCUCUCAACCUGUUAUUUCCGAAGAAGAAUUCGGCACGAUGUUUUACAAAAUACCUGAACUUCACGCCCUCCAUCAGACAUUUUUAGACGGUCUGAGGAAGAAGAUUGAAAAAUGGGACUGCAAAACAACCGUUGGAGAGCAGUUUAAGGUUAUGGGAAGUAAUAUAGGAAUUUAUGGUGCAUUUCUACACAACUACGCGAGGGCGACGGACACCGUUCGAAGAUGUUCUGCGCACUCGGCCCAGUUCGGCGAGAUUACAAGAGACAUUAGACUGAAGGGAUUUCCAAAGGGACCAGGCUUAUCUCUUGAGGACCUGCUUCACAAGCCGGUGGCUCGCGUCCAAAAGAACGCCCUCGUUCUUCAUGAUCUGCUUAAACAUACCCCACCAAAUCAUGCAGAUCACGCGCCACUUUCGGAGGCCCUUGCUAUGACAAGGAACUUCUUGGACGAGUUCAACAUCAUACAGACAAAGUCUAUGUUUCCGAGUCACGAUCGAGCGCAGAGGAGGCUCGUGAAGAACUCCUUUGUCGUGGAGUUAGCCGAUGGUCAUCGGAAACUCCGACAUUUGUUCCUUUUCAACGACGUCAUCGCCUGUGCCAAGUACAAAGCCUCAGGUCGAGAUAAAUUCACCUUUGAAUUGAAGUGGUAUAUCCCCGUUGCGGAGGCCGCUGUUCUAGAAGAUGGAGUCGAACCUAGGGAAAACAGUCCCGCAAAUGUCGUCGCUCUCAGAUCACAAGCCUGCACAGUUAGGGACCAAAUUCUCUGGGAGGAGCGUAACGACGAGAAGCGAAUUCGCUUAGGUAGUAGAGGAGCCGACAAAAAUAGGAAGAAACUGGCAGAACUGGAGGCUCAACUGGUGUUAGCUUCGCCGAAUUUGGUAUUGCGAGUCUCUCACAAGAGUCAGAACAGGGUGCAGAAUUCGUACACCUUCUUCUUAUCGAGUGAGUUUGAACGCUCGCAAUGGAUCGAGGCAGUGGAGGCUUUACAGCAGGGUGGACAACCGCCAGGAUCACUUCCUCUUUCAAUGUACGAACUCCAGGCUUGGGUAACUGCCUGCAGAACUUAUCUUCAAACGGACAUGGGAAGCUAUUUGCUUCGGUCCAGACGAGACGAGAGUCUUCUGCUUGGCGAUCUUCAUCUUACUCUUUUGGGACUCACGCCGCCGGGUCUUGAUAGAUCGGGUGAUCUCUUCAUCAUCGUAGAAGUCGACAGCUACGGGCAUUACUUUAAGCGCGCGAGGAGUCGAGUUGCUAGAGGACAAGCACCAACGUGGGGUGAAACUUUCGUCGUGGAACUCGAGGGAAGCCAAAAUCUGAGAAUUCUUCUUUACGAAGAAUGUGGAGGCCGAUCGGUCCUGCGAGGAAAAUGUACCCAGCGUUUGAGCAGAUCUUGGCUUCUGGAGGAUCAGGUCGACCAGGUAAACAAGGCAAUGAAUUUGGGCCCUGCGACACUUGACGCGUCACUUAAAUUCGUACCGAGUGAAGUUACCUUAAGGAGAGUACCUUCUGCAAAACCUCAAGGUCUCUUUGGAGCCAAAAUACAGCAAGUCUGCAAGCGGGAAAAGCGAGAUGUGCCUUUCAUUGUAACAGCUUGCGUCAGAGAAGUCGAGAGGCGAGGUGUUGGCGAAGUUGGUCUUUAUCGUGUUUCCGGCUCUGCUUCCGAUUUGGCGAAGCUGCGGAAAUCUUUCGAAAGCAAUUCUUACGAGGCUGAACAACUGUUGAAGGAGGUGGACGUGCACUCUGUAACCGGAGUCUUGAAGCUCUAUUUACGAGAAAUGCCUGAGGCUCUCUUCACUGACGCCCUCUAUCCGGCAUUUUUAGAAGCUUUUCAGACCGGAGAGAUCUCGAGAAAUACGGCAUUGCGCAGAGUUUACGAAGGCCUGCCUGCAGUCAACAAAGCCGUCAUCGACUUUCUCCUAGCUCAUUUAAUUCGCAUCAAUAAGCACGAAGGCCAAAACAAAAUGUCCCUGCAUAAUCUAGCAACCGUCUUUGGUCCCACUUUGUUGCGUCCUGGGACCAGCAACCGAACCGACCAAAAAAGCAGAGAUCCUCUCGCUGCCGGCACCGUCGACGUGAUGGCGCAGGCCGGGAUUCUCUAUUGUUUUUUGCAAAUGCAGUUGCAAACGCAACAAAGCAAUCAAUCACUCUAGUCGAGAGCUUCGUACAGAUCAAUCAUUUACGUACUUUUAACUUGCAAUUACCCUGAAGAAAUCCCACUGCAAAUGCUUAUGGCGUUUAUUAGCGUCGAAGAUUCUAUAUUCAAAGUUAACCAGAUUUCUGUGGACUCUGCAAAUUCAAUGACCUCAAUAUUUGGAAACAAUUCACAUUGAUUAUGUAAAAAUCCGCAUUGAAUAUGUAGUAAUCCACACUCGUAAGAAGCGUAGCAGAAAGUGAUAUAUUUUAUACUUUGCGAUUGUAUUUAGGCGUGCUUGCCACGUCGGUCUUUUUGCUGGGGGGAAUGAAAUUCAACUUUUUUAUACGAGAAGAUGAAAAGAAAAAAAGAGAUGACUCUUAUCCGAGAGGUAUAGCCGAUGACGCUUCGAAAAUGUACACUUUUUGCACUCACGUGUUCCCAUAGAUAUUUCUGAUAAAAAUCAACCCUUGUUGUCCCGUCGUGUACUCGUAGAUCCUCGGUGACCUCUCUUUUUAUAGAACCUUUACAAAAUUUCGAGGAGUAGAAAGCAAUCCCGGGUCCUUUGUAAUUCAACGUGUUUAGAUAAAAGUGCGUUUCGUGCUUCCCGUCGCUUCAAGACUGAUUUUUCCGUCUCUGGUUAAAUGUUACUAGAGGACUCCGUCGGUAUUUUUUUAGCUAUUGCGUACCUCGAAAAUAAAAUAAUAAUGUUUGGAGAAAUUAGAAAUAUGACCAUUAGGUGAAAAAUCUAUAUAAUGUAAUUUUUAUAAAACCGAGAUUAAAUCUUGAGUUAUGUUAGGCAAUACUGUCUCUUAUGCAUGAUGUUCGGUGCAAAAUUUAGCAUCAGAAAAAUGUUUGACAUUUAGUUUUUUAGUAUUUUAUAUUUAAAUUUGAAUAGUGGGUCUGUAUCUCUACUGCGCAUGUGCAAUUAUUUAGUGCGCAUGUUCAUUAUUGAGAAUUGUUUUUGACCAUUUCGCCACCUAGGGGGAAAAAUCAUAACUGGAAAGAGUAGGUACUCUGCUAUCAAAGCUCAAGUGAAAAGUGUAAAUAAUCCAGUUAAAUGAACAUUUUAAUUUGAUAAACGAAAAUUUGCACUUGUUGUCCACCUAAUUAUGGAGACAGGAGUACUCUUCUCUACUAAGGAAUCCAAUAGCCGAAUUUUUUCGUUCUGUUUUUGGCUAUAAUACUACAGCGCGUAAAAAUCUGGAAUAAAUCUAUAAAAUUGAAGUAGUCUACAGAAGAAAUAUUUUUUAAAUAUUUUUUUAGAAUGCACUGUUCGUUUCACACAAGUAAGUCUAGAAUAUGUUUGACUAUUUUAUGUUUUUGUAUUAUUUUUUAAAUUGAUUGUUUUAUUAUUUUCAAGUUUUUUUUAUUAUGGAAAUAUAACUUUAUUCGUAUGUAUCUUAACUGUAUUAUAAAUCUCGUCUAUUACCUAACCUCAAAGUUUGAUCUUGUGUGUAUAAUUCUAUGCUAAUAAAUAAUGUUUAUUCAUAAUAUUUGCUGAAAACUGUUUGCCAAAUAUUUGUCCAAGUUAUUUUGUAUAUUUAAUUGUCAUACCGGUUUUUGGAAAGUGGUGAAAACUCCGGAUUUUUACGUGCUGUGGUAUUAUAGCCAAAAACAGAACAGAAGAUUCGGCUUUUAGACUUCUUAGUAGAGAAGAGCACUCAUGUCUCCAUAAUUAGGUUGACAAUAGGUGGAAAUUUUCGUUUAUCAAAUAAAAGUGUUCGUUUUACUGGUUUAUUUACAUUUUUCACAUGCACUUCGAUAGCAGAGUACCUACUCUUUCUAGUUCUUAUUGUUGUCACCAGACAGCGUAUCGCAGUUUAACCAUUACCAAUACGUAGAAAGUCUUGAAAUGUUUCGAUAAGCAUGCGCAGAAAUAUUUCAAGCGUUUUACUCGUACGCAUGGACAGUAGACUUUUAAUCAACAUGGAACUGCGCGAAUUGGACCAACAUUUUAACCAUCGGACACUACAUUUAAUUAGAGAUGUAACAAAUGAUCGUCUUCAACCUGAAACAAUCCUGCAGACGCACAUUCCGAUAGAGAAAAUUGUUCAAAUUCAUCCCUGUGUUAGCAUAAAGUACACACCUAUCACCGUACAAUUUGGCAGUACAAAUGAUUGCUGGCAUUUUUCACCCAAAUAAAUAUAAUGAAAAUUCUGCAAAAGUAAAUGAAAACAGUGCUGAAUAAGAUCCGUAUUUAAAGCAAAGCUUGUGAGACACUUGAGACGAUGGAUUAUGACAGUAUAGUUUCGAAAACGGGUUUUCCCUCAUUUUAACGAUUUUCUACAAGUGUAUGAAAGACUGCACCUGCAUAAUACUGUGUGAAUGUGUGCAUGCGUGUGUGGUUAUGUGCGUGACCCAGCUUUUGUAUAUGUAAUGAACCAUUUACAUUCGAUAUUUUUUCCACUGGGCGCACACACUCGGAACAUUUUCGGGUGCAGAAAAAUUACGUUCGUCCCCUUCUGUACAUUCUGACAUGUAAAGAUAACAUCACUACCCAUUAUUAGAGCAUUAUUAUAUAUUGUAUAAUGUAUAUGUAUUAUGAUUAUUAUUAUUAUAUUAUUUUAUUAAUUAUAAUAUUAUUGAUUUUCUGCGAUGGAAGUAUCGAUUGUUAUUGCGCAUCACGAACCAGCUUGUGCGUGGAAAGAAGAAUGUACUGCCAAAAACCAUUUUAGUACGCAAAUAUAUUAAAUUUAUAAACUUUUCA